AUGCGCUCUCUAUUGAUUCAGAGCCUUAUAGCGGCUCAUGUUGCCUACGCCCAGCACGUCAAGAGCCCUUCUUGUGAGAACCACCCGAAGCUUACAACUUGGAAAUGCACCAAAGACGGUGGAUGCAGCCCACAAAGGACAGCGAUAGUGCUCGAUUCGCUCAAGCGCCCCCUGUACCAAGUCGAUGCGCCCAAUCUGGGCUGCGGUACCAAUGGCAGCCCUCCAAACACGACCGUCUGCCCUGACGUGGACACAUGCCAAGCAAACUGCGUCAUGGAGAGCAUCUCAGACUACUCGAAAGUGGGCGUGAAGGCUGAUGAUGACAGGCUAUAUCUUGACAUGCUCAACGAUGACACCCUGGCCAAGAUCAGUCCACGGGUAUAUUUGCUCGACGAACAUGAUGAGAACUACGAAAUGCUACACCUUCUUGGCCAGGAGAUUAGCUUCGAUGUAGACGUAUCCAAGCUACCUUGCGGAAUGAAUGGUGCAUUUUACCUCUCUGAAAUGGAGGAGGAUGGUGGGCGAAGCGAGAUAAAUCAGGCAGGCCCGGCAUUUGGCACUGGGUACUGUGAUGCUCAAUGCUACAUCCCACCGUUUAUCAAUGGCGAGACUUGCACGAGUAUCAAGUGGGAUACUAACGCACGGCAGCCAAACAUCCAAGGGUCUGGAGCAUGCUGCAAUGAGCUCGACAUCUGGGAGGCCAACUCCAGAGCCACCCAUCUCGCGCCCCAUACAUGCAACAUAACCGGCCUCUACGCUUGUCAAGGCGCAGAGUGUGGCAAGUCGGGAGUAUGUGACAAGCCCGGCUGCCACUUCAAUCCCGCCAACGUUGGUAAUGGCAACUAUUACGGGCUUGGCAUGAUUGUUGAUACUACUCGCCCAUUCAAAGUGGUCACCCAGUUUCCCACUGACAGCGCCGGCGAGCUCCAAGCCAUCCAUCGGUUCUACGUGCAGGAUGGGGCGAUUUUCGAGAACCCGUCAGCCAAUAAGUCUAGCCUCCCCCAGGUAAAUUAUAUCGACGACGAAUUCUGCGAUGCCAUGGGCGCCGAUAUCUUCAAGAAUCUCGGCGGCACAACCGGCAUGGGGCAGGCCCUGGACCGCGGUAUGGUACUCUGUAUGAGCGUUUGGUGGGACGAGAGCGGAGGGAAUAUGAACUGGCUCGAUGGACCAGGAUCUGGGCCGUGCAGCGCCGCCGAAGGGUCCCCGAACUCGAUCCGACAGGCCCAACCAGACACAGCAGUAACUUUCAGCAAGAUCAAAUGGGGAGAUAUAGGCUCGACUUACGGUGGUGCCUAA
Clonostachys byssicola is the source of this 1296-nucleotide messenger RNA. Lineage: Eukaryota; Fungi; Ascomycota; Sordariomycetes; Hypocreales; Bionectriaceae. The record is from the annotation of a GenBank genome assembly.